This is a messenger RNA of Penicillium paradoxum, 1611 nucleotides long. RefSeq names its product glycoside hydrolase family 18 protein. Gene Ontology annotation, molecular function: chitinase activity. Bases 1 to 1611 code for a protein of 536 amino acids. The record is from RefSeq and is a predicted model, not a curated record. The transcript has 5 exons. Gene Ontology annotation, biological process: carbohydrate metabolic process. Lineage: Eukaryota; Fungi; Ascomycota; Eurotiomycetes; Eurotiales; Aspergillaceae. Gene Ontology annotation, cellular component: extracellular region.
AUGCGUCGGUACCAGAGUAUUCUUCCUUGGUCUAUUCUGUUAGCUUCAAUUGGGGGAGCACAAGCGAAGCUCAACUUGAACUCCACAGCCAAUGUGGUCGUCUACUGGGGUCAAAAUUCUUUCGACGGAAAAGGAGAUCAGGAACAGCAGCCUCUAUCACACUACUGCGACAAUGAUGACAUCGAUGUUAUCCCAAUGGCCUUCAAUAUGAUGGUCAAUGGCCCAGGAGGCGCCCCACAGAUUGAUUUUGCCGUCAGCAGCAAAGACUGCGAUGUCUUCGAAGGCACGAAAUUGAAAAACUGUCCCAAGAUCGGAAAGGACAUCGCGGCAUGUCAAAAGAAACAUAAGACGAUUUUGCUUUCCAUCGGUGGCGCCACCUAUAACGAAGGUGGCUUUACAUCCGAACAAGAUGCAAGGGACGGCGCGAAUUUGAUGUGGGAGACCUUUGGACCGAAAAAAGCAGAUUCCAAGGCUCUUCGUCCCUUCGGUGAUACUGCUCUCGAUGGUUUUGACUUUGACUUCGAGACCAAUGUUCGACACAUGGCUCCCUUCGCCAAUGAGUUGCGCCGACUGAUGGACGCCGAUAAGAGCAAUCAGACAUUCUACUUGACUGCAGCCCCCCAAUGCCCUUACCCAGACCAAGCAGACAAGGAUAUCCUCCAUGGGCCUGUACACAUCGACGCUAUUUGGGUCCAGUUCUAUAACAACUUCUGUGGCGUCAACAACUUCAAUACGGAUCCCGCCAGCAGCCAAUACAACUUCGAUCUGUGGGAUAGCUGGGCGAAGACCGUCUCGAACAAUACAGAUGUCAAAGUCCUUGUCGGAGUUCCAGCAUACAAAACUGCGGCCGGUACGGGAUACAUCUCCGCCUCGGAGUUAGACAAAGUGAUUGAAUACUCGAGGAAGUUUAACAGCUUUGGUGGCGUUAUGAUGUGGGAUGCCACCCAGGCUUAUGGCAACGAAGGGUUCAUUAAGGACAUACGGAAAAGCCUGGGCCCUGCUGCUGAUGAUUCCGGUUCGUCGCCCGACCCGGCGUCAACCUCGGCGCCUGCUUCUACGUCCACUGACUCAACGAAGACGAACUCAAACACGACAACCAGCACGAACACAAGCCCGAACACAAACCCGAACGCAAGCCCGAACACAAGCACGAACACCCAGCACCAGACAGAAACAGCGACCCAGACCCAGACGAGUACGAAGACGAAAACACAGCAAUCUUCCAAUGCACCCGAUUCCUCACUCUCGUCGUCCUCCUCCUCAUCUGCUUCUGUUUUGCACAAGGAGCCUGAGCCUAUCGCAAAUACCGCCGCGAACAAACCUACUACUACAACCGCAGCCACCAAGCCCUCGACUACUGAGGCCAAACCGACUAGCUCCGCCACGACUGCAGGCAUCAAGGGUUACACUACCACUGUGGCUCCCACGGAGACAUCCACACAUACCGACGACUCGAGUGACGACGACUCGGAUAACGACGUUCUCACAUCCAUCCUCGGCAACGAUCUUCUCGGACUGGUGAGCGGCCUCCGCGACGCUAACAAAAUUGCUGGAGGCCUCACUCAUAAAUUGACGCACAACCUCCGACAUAUUCAACGCAGCCGUGUUUGA